GCAAAGUUAGGGGCUUAGAACCAACUUAGAUUUGUCUUUGGUAAUUCUACACCCUCAAUAAUGGCGAAGCUCCUCCUACAACACUCCUUCACCAUCUCCUUCCUCCUCAUAAUUCUCUCAUUCUUCUCAACCUUCGCCACCAUUGAAUCCAAGCAUUUCUCUAGAAGCCUAUCCCCAUCAUCGUUAGGGCUCAAGCGAGAGAAACUUAGCCAUCUCCACUUCUACUUCCAUGACAUAGUCGCUGCCAAAAACCCUACCGCCAUGCGUGUGGCCCAAGCAAACACGACCAGCGCCUCCUCACCAUUUGGUGCGGUGGUGAUGAUCGAUGACCCUUUGACGGUCGACCCCGAUAUCAACUCCAAACCCGUUGGGAAAGCACAAGGGAUUUAUGCAUUAGCAUCGCAAAGUGAUGCUAGCUUGUUGAUGGCGUAUAACUUUGCUUUCAUGGAAGGGAAGUAUAAUGGGAGCAAUCUCAGCCUACUGGGGCGCAACACGGUGUUUUCACCGGUGAGGGAAAUGCCGAUCGUUGGUGGGAGCGGCGUUUUCAGGUUGGCUCGUGGAUAUGCUGAAGCAAGGACGCAUACGUUUGAUCUCAAGACUGGAAAUACGGUUGUGGAAUAUAAUGUCUACGUUUUCCAUUAUUAAAGGAUGAGUUUGUUUCCUCUUUACUUUGUGUUUUUUUAUUUCUUCAUCUGCUCUAAGUUUUGCUUUUUUUUGGAUAAUGUUAAUGCAUGUUAAUAAAAGUUACAAUCGUUUGUGGCUA
Molecule: messenger RNA, 763 nt
Organism: Theobroma cacao (cacao)
Lineage: Eukaryota; Viridiplantae; Streptophyta; Magnoliopsida; Malvales; Malvaceae
Source: RefSeq, a predicted model, not a curated record